CGCGACACACUAUAGUCAAUAGAUGGCAGCAGCCACAAGAGGGCAGUCAAACCGAAAUGAUAGUCUAAAAAUGGCGGCGCACAUGACGGUGGGUUGAUUGUGGUGCUCUGAAUUGUUUCUGUUUUUGCAAGAAGUGAGUCUCCAGGUGACAACACUGGCAACGAGCUGUGAACACCUGUCUGGAAACUGAAGAUUUGGCAUCACUGAAUCAAUGAGAAUUGUGUAACAAUCAAGAUUAGCACUUCAGAAAAAUGGAUAUCGAAGGAUCUGAGUUGAUUUGUCACCUGAGGGUGCACAUGGAUGAGAAACCAUUCGUUUGUGAAGCCUGUGGUAAAGCCUGUUCCACACGGAGAAAUCUUCAAGGACAUUACAGGAUUCACACUGGUGAGAAACCAUUCGUUUGUGAGAUCUGUGGUAAAGCUUUUGCUCAUCAAAAUAAUCUACGCAUUCAUGAAAGGAUACACACUGGUGAGAGACCAUUUGUUUGUGAGACCUGUGGUAAAGCGUUUGUUCAGCAAGGUGUUCUGCGUCAACAUCACAGAGUACACACUGGUGAGAAACCAUUCGUUUGUGAGAUCUGUGGUAGAGCUUUUGCUAAGAAAAGUGAUCUACAAAGACAUGAAAGGAGGCACACUGGUGAGAAACCAUUCGUUUGCGAGACCUGUGGUAAAGCCUUUGCUCAUCCAAAUGCUCUGCAGCAACAUCACAAGAUACACACUGGUGAGAGACUAUUCAUUUGUGAGACCUGUGGUAAAGGCUUUGUUCAGCAAAGUGCUCUGCAUCAACAUCAUAUGGUACACACUGGUGAGAGACCAUUCGGUUGUGAUACCUGUGGUAAAACCUUUGUUCAACAAAGUCAUCUACAGCAGCACCAUAGGACACACACUGGCGAGAGACCAUUUGUUUGUGAGACCUGUGGUAAAACAUUUACUCGUCAAAGUUAUCUGUACCAACAUCACAGGACCCACACUGGUGAGAGACCAUUCGUUUGUGAGACCUGUGGUAAAGCCUUUGCCCAGCAGAAUCAUCUAAAAAAACACAAUAGGACACACACUGGUGAGAGACCAUUCGUUUGUGAGACCUGUGGUAAAGCCUUUGUUCAGCAAAGUCAUCUGCGUCAACAUAACAGUGUUCACACCAGCAAGACUAGAGGCAAAUAAAGUGUGUCAUUUUAAAUUGUGCUGUAUUAUUUUUCUUCAAUUGAAGAUUUGUACAUGGUGUUAUUUGUCCAGUAUAUAUACAAACAAAUUACUGAUUCUGCACGAAAUCAUUGUCAUACAUGUACAUGUAGCUACGGUUUGCUGUAACUUGCGAGGGGUAACAAUAGUCAGGUGGUUUCAAGAUCAAAUUUUUGACAAGAUUGUGACCAACUAGUCCAAAGCACAAAACUUCUGGCCUCCAGAAGAUAUUUAGAAGGGGUGACACAUGAAAGCGUUCCUUAUUUGCAUACAUGUAAAUUCUACAUGGCAGCCUUAUACAGGCAUGCAACUUUUCCUUGGAUCACCUGAUGUCCUCUUUUUUUACUUCUCAUGUGUGCCAUUGAAAAUAGAAAAACACUGUACAAAGUCUGGGGAAAAUGUAAAUUUCCUCUUUUUUUGUGAUUUCCCAGUUGCAUGCCUGCUUAUAACAUACGUUUUUCAUAACGCACAUUUUGGUGCAUGUUUAUAAAUUUUUUAUCUUUUUUUUUUUAAGUAUAUUCCUGGGAUUGUAAUAACAUAACCUAAGCACUUAUGUAGUUUUUCUAAAGUAUAAAAUGACUGGAUAAUUAUGUGGACAUAUUCAAUUACCAACUGAAUAUUCGAAGAGCUUUUUUCCAGUUUGAAUAUUUGGGGAAAAACUAUGCCUGUAAACAAACAUCUAUGAUGUUACUUUACUGUGAAGUUGCGGCGCUUUAUUGUCAGGUGCCACUUUUUUGUCGACCGCGGUUCAUUGUUAAAAGCCUUUUAGCAGCUGAAUUAACCCUAAUGGGGCCAGGCUAUUUUUAUCGUCUCGGGGGGGGGGGGGGGGUUCUCCCCCCUAAGAUCUCGGGGCCAUCGAGUGACGAAAAAUUCUGAAACUCGUUAUAUGCAUAGAACAACUCACCAUGAACAUACCCAAGAAACUGCAAAACUAUAGGUCAAGGUCAAAGGGUUUGGGAAAUAUGGCUAAUUAAUUAUUUAUAUAUGCAUGAAUGGUAAUUCUGCUCUGUGUACACUACAUGUACAUACAUGUAUAUGGGGAAAUUCAGUUUUCACGGUGCCUUAAGCGGAAAAAUUGUCCCAAUUUUGAGUUUUAGGUAUCAACAGAUGCGCAAGGCUCGAGGUUAAAAAGUCAAAACAGCUCGGGUUAUGAAAACAAAUUUUUUAAAGCGAUUGCGGAAAACAUUCAGGGGGUGGAAUUCCCCCCCCCCCCCCCCCGGCCCCUUUAGGGUUAAAGCCCUUAAUUACAGUUCUAAAAUAUUUACUGCAAAACAUGGGGAUUGCUAGAGUUAAGGAUAUUACUAGUACUUGUACAUGUACAUGUAUCAUCACUUAUAAAAAAAAAUAAACAUUUUUUUAUGAAUUUUAAUCAGUCGGUAGAUUGUAAACAUAAAAAAGCUUCCAGAUUAUUUUUGUAUUUUUGAAAUUUCUGAAGAACACAUUUUGUGCAUUUUUCUACUCUUGUAAUGAGAUUGACAAUGAGGAGCAUUGAAUGAAUUUGCUCAGUAUAACAAACAAAACACUUUUAAAUUGCCAACAUUGUUUAAUUUCUUGGUAACGUUGAAAUGAAAUUGAUCACAAUAAUACAUGUAGCUUUAUAUUCUAUAGGCCUAUUUAGGCUAUUUUAAGAUUAAAGACAUACAUGUAUCAUUUUCAAGACAAUGGGUCACCCAUUUUGAUUCAUGUACAUUUAUUCAAGAAAUUUAUUUGAGAUCUAAACGACAGAAGAAACAAUAAGUUCAUGAAACAUACCCUUGAAAAUGGCAAAGUUCUAGUAAUAUCUUAUUUUAAUUUUAUCAUAGAAUGUAAUUUAGUAAUUAAUGUGUACAUUUGUUCGAAAAAUUUUAACAAUGUUAGAGAAAUAAAAGCGCUAGAACCAAUGAGGGGAAAGACGUUCUACUCCUAAAUGUUUGAAAACUAUUGGCAUUUCUUUUCGGUACAUUUUAUUGGAAGUGCACUUCAAACAUUUAAAACAAAUUCAUGCUGUGAUCAUGUCAUUUCAGGAAGACAUUAUUUAGCUUAGGGUUUUUUGUUCAAAUUGCGAGCCCAAAAAUGUAUUCUUUGAAAAACAUUUGCGAGAAAAGUUUACUCAUUGGCUUUCUGAAAUGCACAGCAAAAUAUCCAAAAUUCUGGCAACUUUGGGUGCUACAUGUAAAAUAGCUGUAACAUUCGGGUUUCUGCCCAGAAUGACAUCACAGUUUUGCUCAUGAAUAUGUUAACGCCACUAGCAUAAAAUGCCACCAACAUACCCUUUAAAUUGGCAAAACGAAAUUUGAAAAUAAGGUUAAAACAGGACACAAAGGUGCAGCUUGAAGGAUUGCAUUUAUAAAUUUACAUUGCAUGAUCCCUUUAAAUUUAAAUAAAGUUUGCUUUUAUUUUUAGUUUCGGCCUAAGCUUUAUUUUGUCCUUAUAUUUAAUGUUAUAAUAACUAUUUGAGUGCUUCAUAUAACAUUUGGGCCAUUCUGAAAAAAAUAAGAAUAAUAUUUAGAAUAAAAGAAUAUUUGAAUAAUGUUGCCCUGUAUAAAUAUUUGUUUAAAAAAUGAAAGAAAGAAAAGAAAACACUUCCAGCAAGAUGUCAUGUAUGAAUAUUAAAUACGACGUGUAUCACUACUGCUUUACCUUAAAAUAUGGCAGUCUCGCUAAUUUAGAAACGUACAUAAAUUAUUUUAAUAAAGACUUCCUUAAAACCA
Messenger RNA from Patiria miniata (bat star), 3868 nucleotides. RefSeq names its product oocyte zinc finger protein XlCOF6-like. The transcript has 2 exons. The record is from RefSeq and is a predicted model, not a curated record. Gene Ontology annotation, molecular function: DNA-binding transcription factor activity, RNA polymerase II-specific; RNA polymerase II cis-regulatory region sequence-specific DNA binding. NCBI's taxonomy places the organism in Eukaryota, Metazoa, Echinodermata, Asteroidea, Valvatida, Asterinidae. Gene Ontology annotation, biological process: regulation of transcription by RNA polymerase II. Bases 252 to 1160 code for a protein of 302 amino acids. Gene Ontology annotation, cellular component: nucleus.